Messenger RNA from Verticillium dahliae VdLs.17, 1050 nucleotides. Its product is annotated as RING-6 protein. NCBI's taxonomy places the organism in Eukaryota, Fungi, Ascomycota, Sordariomycetes, Glomerellales, Plectosphaerellaceae. The record is from RefSeq and is a predicted model, not a curated record. Bases 1 to 1050 code for a protein of 349 amino acids. The transcript has 3 exons. Gene Ontology annotation, cellular component: nucleus. Gene Ontology annotation, molecular function: DNA binding.
AUGUCGAGGACAUCCUGGCGCGUCCGUGGUGCUACUACUGUUCGUCGCAAUCACCCAUGGACGCACACCGCAGAUACUGACCCAGACGCAGGCGAGCGCGACUUUGAAGAUCUGAAGCUUCUCAUCUCUCAUCAAAAGGCGAAGCACUUCAAGUGCGACCGCUGUGGACGCCGAUUGAACACGGCUGGAGGUCUCUCCGUCCACCUGAACCAGGUCCACAAGGAAACCCUCGAUCAUGUCGAAAACGCGCUGCCCAACAGGCAAGGCCUCGACGUGGAGAUAUUCGGUAUGGAGGGCAUCCCCGCCGACAUUCUCGACCAGCACCGCAACCGCAUCAUCCAGAACUUCUACCAGGCCCAGGAGGACAGGCGCGUAGCGACAGGCAACCCGCUGCCGGGCCAGGCGAAGCCCCCGAAGAAGAAGCUCAAGAUGGAGACGCCCGAGGAGCUCAAGGCGAGGUUAGCGGACCACAGGGCCAAGGUCGCCGCGGCCAAGGCGGCCGGCCUCCCGCACCCGGGUAUCAGCGUCAGCCCUGCCGCCGGCGCCCCGGCCAACGCGAGCCCCGGCGCAUUCAAUAACUCCCCCUACCCGCCUCCGCAGGCCCCCUACGGCGCCGCGCCCGCCGAUCCGCAGUUCCCUGCCCAUGCCCAGGCCCAGGCCGCGGGCGCCGUGCCGCCGGGCUACCCUCAGCCCGGCUUCCCCGGCGGGCCCGGCGCCUUCAACGGAUUCUCGCCCUCGGCGCUGCCCGCCAGGCCGAACAGCGGCAACCUCGCGGCGCCGCCUGGCCUGCCGCAGCGCCCGCAGAACGCGGGCGGCUACCACAACGGCGGACCGACGGGCCAGCCCGGCGAGGUGGGCGAUGCCAUUGAUCAGAUCAUCCGCGAUGCCGAGCUCGGCAACAAGACGAAGAGGAGCGACGAGGCGGACGGCGGCGGCGGCGAGAGGAAGGCCAAGAAGGGCGCGCGCAUGGUCUACUCGGACGAGAACGUCAGCCCCGAGGAGAGGAUGUCGCAGCUGCCUCGGUAUGCGUGGGUGCCUCCCGUUUCAUAG